AUGCUCGAGAAAGAAAAAGCCAUGGCGUUUUUUCUCAUUGACUGGUUCGGAAUAUUGCCAAGUACGAGGCUACAGGUACAUUUGGGGGACGAAAUGGAUCAAAUCCUCACGCUUACAGAAGAAAAAAAUGCAAAGUUCCAAGUGGUCUUUUACAAUAUGUGUCCGCAAGCCAUCGCUCAUCACUACUGUCCCGAAGAGAAAACUUUAACUGAUCAAAUUAUACGCAGUGUCGUCGAACUAGUUGGUGAAAAAGGAGUGUUCAUUGUGCCCCUCAUAACGAGUGAUAUUGAUGCAACGUCUGUUUAUGAAAAGCAGAAAAAUCGCUUCGAGCAGUAUUUCAAUGAAUGUAUCCUACUCAAUCCUAUUAGAGUCUACAGUCAGGUCCUCUCGUGUACUCAAAGCAAUCACGAUUUCAAUAACGAACCUCUGAUCAAGAGUUUUUUGAGACCUAGUUUUGGCUAUUGA
Molecule: messenger RNA, 465 nt
Organism: Cooperia oncophora
Lineage: Eukaryota; Metazoa; Nematoda; Chromadorea; Rhabditida; Trichostrongylidae
Source: the annotation of a GenBank genome assembly